Molecule: messenger RNA, 183 nt
Organism: Hyaloscypha bicolor E
Lineage: Eukaryota; Fungi; Ascomycota; Leotiomycetes; Helotiales; Hyaloscyphaceae
Exons: 1
Molecular function (GO): protein binding
Source: RefSeq, a predicted model, not a curated record
GAGUCUAUCGUACGAUUACUGCUGGACGGCAGUACUGACAUGGAGAUAAGGAGCCAAGAGGGAUUGAUGCUGCUUCACUGCUCGAUUCAGAAUGGAUAUAAUAUAGUAAUAUCGCUGCUGAUUAAUAGAGGCGCCGACAAGACUGCCAGGACCGUGAGCGGACAGUUGAUACUACACUUUGCA